Mauremys mutica (yellowpond turtle) is the source of this 720-nucleotide messenger RNA. Its product is annotated as olfactory receptor 51E1-like. The transcript has 2 exons. Gene Ontology annotation, biological process: G protein-coupled receptor signaling pathway. Gene Ontology annotation, cellular component: membrane. Gene Ontology annotation, molecular function: olfactory receptor activity; G protein-coupled receptor activity. The coding region runs from base 1 to 720 and encodes 239 amino acids. The record is from RefSeq and is a predicted model, not a curated record. Lineage: Eukaryota; Metazoa; Chordata; Testudines; Geoemydidae.
AUGCCCAAUUCCAACACAACUGAUUUCACCAACCCCUUCACCUUCAUCCUGCAGGGCAUUCCUGGCCUGGAGGCUGCCCAUGUCUGGAUCUCCAUCCCCUUCUCCGCCAUGUACGCCAUAGCCAUCUUGGGGAGCUUCACCAUCCUGUUCAUUGUGAAGAGGGAGCCGAGCCUCCAUGAGCCCAUGUACUAUUUCCUCUGCAUGCUGGCUGUCACCGACCUGGUCAUGUCCAUGUCCAUCAUGCCCAAAAUGCUGAGCAUCUUCUGGUUCAAUUCCAGGGAGAUCGAUUUCAGUGCCUGCCUCACCCAGAUGUACUUCAUUCAUUGCGCCUCAGAGAUGGAGUCUGGGAUCUUUGUGGCCAUGGCUUUGGAUCGCUAUGUGGCCAUCUGUGAUCCCCUGAGACAUUCCACCAUCCUGACAAACCCCAUGGUGGCCAAGAUUGGCCUGGCCGUGGUGUUGCGCAGUGGUUUGCUUGUAUUGCCCUUGCCCGUCCUGAUAAGGCAGUGGCCAUAUUGCAGAACCAACAUCAUUCCUGAGCCGUUCUGCUUACACGUAGCCAUGGUGAAGCUGGCCUGCGGCGAUACCCGCGCCAGUAGUUACUACGGCCUCUUUGUGCUAUUCUGUGUGAUGGUUCUGGAUACCCCUUCCCAUGCCCCACUUAGUCCAUCAAGACCCAUCUCUUUCUUGACUGGACUUUCUAGUUCAAAACCAGGCACCUGA